AUGAAUCAAAAUGAGGACAAAAAAUUUACAUCAAAAAAUACGGAUUCAUCAACUUUAAAUCCAACAAGACAAUAUAAUUUUACAAAUGACUUAAAUCUAAAUAAAAUUGAAUCACAAAGGACUAAAAGAAAUAGACCAUUAAGUUCAUAUAUGGAUGAAACAUUUGAAUCAACAGAUUAUUUUACGAUUAAUGAUAAAUAUAAUUAUCCAACAACAUUUAAAUCAGACAAUGUAGUAAAAGACAGUAAAAACAAUUCACAAUUAAAGAAAAAAUCAUCAUUUGCAUCACUUACAUCACCAAUUUUUCAAAAAUCUAAGAAUUUGUCGUCAUCAUCAUCAAAAAUUUCAGAUUCUCCAUUGAGUAGUCGAAAACCUUUAAAAAGUCUCACAAAUUUACAUUCUUCAAUAAAAGCAAUAUCAAAAGCAUCGCAUAGUUUUUUCAAUAGUUUUCAUAUGACUGCAAUUAAUCCUGAUACAUCAAAAGAUGAAGUUGAAGAAACAGGAAAACAAUCACAAGAAAACGAAGAAGUAGAAGAAGUUGUAACAGAUUGUGAUUCAGAUGAAGAUGAUACUUUUGAUACAAUACAAUUAGGUUCACCAACUGAAAACUUAAGAAAUCGGUCACAAAGAAACUCGAUAUCAAUAAGUAAUAAUAUUAAUAAUCUGCCAUCUAAAAUGGUAGAAAAACCUUUUCCUUCAUCAACUUCAUCAAUAAAAUUAAUUAAUAAACCUAAUUUUAGAAGAUAUCAUUCAGUUUCAACUACUCAAAAAGAACUUGAAGAUUGUAAAAUUAUAGAUUAUAAUAAUGAUAAUACAAAUUUAAAAAAUUCAACUAUUAAAUAUCAUAAAAGUUUAAAUAAUUCAGAUACAUUAUUAAGAAUAAAUGAAACUCAAUUAGAAAAAAUUUUAAAAGGUGAACAUAAUCAUGAAUUCAAUAAAUUUUUAAUAGUAGAUUGUCGAUUUCAAUAUGAAUAUAAUGGAGGUCAUAUAAAUUCAGCAAUUAAUAUAAACUCAUAUGAUGAUUUAGAAAAUAAAAUUCAAAAAUUAAUGAAUGAAGAUGAAGAUUCACCAACUACAUUAUUAAUAUUUCAUUGUGAAUUUUCAGUUUAUAGAAGUAUAUUAAUGGCAAAAGAAUGGAGAAGAUAUGAUAGAUUAAUAAAUAAAAAUAAUUAUCCAUAUUUAACUUGGCCAGAUAUUGUUAUAUUAGAAGGUGGAUAUAAAGGAUUUUUUGAAAAAUUUCCAAAUUUUUGUUAUCCAAAAAAUUAUAUACCAAUGAAUCAAAAUAAUGAUAGUAAAAAUUUAAUAAAUAAUAUAAGAAAUGAAAAUAAAUUAUUAAAUAGAGCUAAAUCUUUCAAUCAAUUUAAUUCAUCAAUUUCAAAUAAUCUGGUAAAUGAAGUUUGGAAUAAUGAUAAUGAAUAUCAUCAACAACAUAAUAAAUCAUCAUCUUUUUCAAAUUUAUAUUAUUCUAAUAAUAAUAAUUCCAAUAAAAAGACAAUAAAACGUCAAAAAUCAAAUUCAAAAGUUAAUUUAAACUUAAGAUUAACAAGAGCAAAUACUUUUAGUUCAAAUACAAAUCAUCAAUCAUUAAAAUUGUUUGAUAAUAAUUCAACAAUAUUUUAUACAGCUCCAAAUUAUAAUCAACAAUCAAAUUCAUCAUCACCAGCAAGUUCACCAACAUUACAACAUUUUCAAUUUAAUGAUGAUUCAACUCCACCAAUAACUUCAACCAAUACUAACACAAACUCAACCACCUCAUCCACAACACUUCAAAGACCUAAUUUUUUACCUCCUUCAACUUCAUAUAGAAAUAAUAAUAGUUUAUAUUCUCAAUAUCAUAGAAAAUCAUAUUCAUCAAAUUUUUCAUCAUCUUCAUUAUCAAUAAAUUCAACAUUAUCAAGAUCUUCAUCAAUAAAUUCAGAAAAUAAUCUGUUAUUAAAUUUUGAUACUCCAAAUUCUCCAUUUAUUGAUUCAACAUCGAAUCAUAGUCAUAACAACCAUAAUCAUAACAACCAUAAUCAUAAUCAUAAUCAAAACCUUUAUCAAAGUCCAAGUUUAAUUCAUGAUAAUUCAGCAUCAUCUACUUCAACUUCAAAUUCUUCAAUUACUGAUUAUUUUGAUAGUAAAAAACCAUCAAUUUCUUCAUCAAUUACAACAACAACCUUAAAUGAUCAAUCACCAAAUAAAUUUCAAUCACCAACUUCAAAAAAUUUUCAAUUUCCUAAACGAUCAAUUUCAACAUCGAAAAUUAAUUUAAUAAAACAACAACAACCAUCAUUACUGAAAACAAAAGAUUCAUCUACAUUAUCACCGAAAAUAUCAUCACCAUUAUCAACAAUUGAUUUGAAUAUAAAUACACCUAAAAGUAAUGAUUUAGAAGAAGAUAAUUCAUUAACUUUAUCAACAAUACAAUCAAAUAUUAAUAAUUCACAUUCAUCAAUAUAUGAUCCAAUAAAUGAUACACCAGUUGAAUUUUCAAUACCUACAACUUCCUUUGGUGGUGAUAGAAAUGUAAGAAAAUCAAAAUCAAUUUCAAAUUUAAAAAGAAAUAAUAAUAAUAAUAAUAAUAAUUUUGAAAUUUUUAAUCAUUCUCAUACUUUUUCUAUACCUAAUGGUAUUGGAUUUAAUUCAGUUUGUGAUAUAAAUGAAGUUGAUGAAGAAGAAAAUUGA
Messenger RNA from Lodderomyces pseudojiufengensis, 2667 nucleotides. It is a transcript of the gene MIH1, whose product is annotated as putative tyrosine protein phosphatase. Gene Ontology annotation, biological process: positive regulation of G2/M transition of mitotic cell cycle; protein dephosphorylation; positive regulation of G2/MI transition of meiotic cell cycle. The coding region runs from base 1 to 2667 and encodes 888 amino acids. Gene Ontology annotation, molecular function: protein tyrosine phosphatase activity. The record is from RefSeq and is a predicted model, not a curated record. The transcript has a single exon. Lineage: Eukaryota; Fungi; Ascomycota; Pichiomycetes; Serinales; Debaryomycetaceae. Gene Ontology annotation, cellular component: nucleus; cytoplasm.